Molecule: messenger RNA, 484 nt
Organism: Gordionus sp. m RMFG-2023
Lineage: Eukaryota; Metazoa; Nematomorpha; Gordioida; Chordodea; Parachordodidae
Exons: 5
Coding region: 32-424 (130 amino acids)
Source: RefSeq, a predicted model, not a curated record
UGUAAACAUAUUUUUAAUUUUAAUCAUAAUAAUGGAAAUUAAAACGGUGUCAAACAAUAUCAAACUUCUUCUUGAGAGAAGAAUUAAUCCCACUAUAAUUCAAAAAAACAAAAUUACUAAUAAAAAAUCCAAAAGAGGACGUGAUAUUUUAUGUUUUAAUGAUUUAGAAUAUACCAUCCAUAGAGUAAUAAAUGCCACAUCGUAUUACAGGUGUAGACAAAGGAGUUGCUUAGGACGGGGUAUUUUACAAUCAGGUAGGUUCACAGAGAUGCAGGAUCAUACCAUAGAACAGUGUAAAUCACAUAUUGGCAAUAUGUUUACUCCAUGUCAACCCUUAGUAACACAGAACAUGCAACCUGUUAAUGCCAUAUCAAGCAAUAUAUGUGCCCCAUCUCAACUCUCUGUAGCAAACUACUAUAACUAGCAAUAUGUUUACUCCAUGUCAACCCUUAGAAUUUGCUGAUAAAGCAUCAGCUUAUAUUAA